Dictyostelium purpureum is the source of this 4905-nucleotide messenger RNA. RefSeq lists its product as uncharacterized. Gene Ontology annotation, cellular component: endoplasmic reticulum. NCBI's taxonomy places the organism in Eukaryota, Evosea, Eumycetozoa, Dictyosteliales, Dictyosteliaceae. The record is from RefSeq and is a predicted model, not a curated record. The transcript has 3 exons. Bases 1 to 4905 code for a protein of 1634 amino acids. Gene Ontology annotation, molecular function: UDP-glucose:glycoprotein glucosyltransferase activity.
AUGAUUAAAAAAAUCAGUUUUUUAAUAUUACUAUUAAUAUUAUUCAUAAACAUUUCCUCUAUUAGAGGUGAUGAAAAUGAAGCAACUACUUCAUUCGAUUCAAAGCUAAUCCAAUUAUCUUUAGUUUCAAAUUGGGGUGAUACUCCAAAUUAUAUUGAAGCUAGUGAAUUUUUUUCAAAACAAGAUAAAUUAUUAUUUUGGAAAUUUAUAGAAGAAUUCAAUAAAAAGAGUAUCGAAAAUAAAAGUAAUAUUACAGAUAAAAUCAACUAUGAUUUAACAAUCAAUACUGCUAAAGAAAUUUUAUUACCAAGUACCAAAUAUUUAAUAGAAUUUUUAAAUGUCGAAUUAUCAAUGAGAACUUAUUCACCAAUAGUCGAGACUUUUAGACAAUUGUCAUUAUCUCAAAAGAAUUUUAAUGAAAAAGGAUGGGUUCAAGUAAAGGGAAAAUCAAUUUCUGAUGCAAGCGAAAUUAAUGAUCAGUUUUUAUUAUCAUUAUCUCAAAAUUCAAAAUCUCAAGACGGCGCUGAUCUUAAUGAAGAAAAAGAUGAAGAAUUAAAAAUAUUCGAUUUUGACCAUAUUUACCCAAUCUCAUCAGGUAUUUCCGCAAUUGAUAACACUCCAAUAGUUAUUAUGUAUGCUGAUAUCAAGAGCGAAUUCUUCCAAUUAGUACAUCCCAAAUUAAAACAAUUUUCAAAAAUGGGUAAAAUAAUUUAUUGCUAUAGAUACAUCAUAAAAGAAUCAAGUCAAAAGUUUAAUCUUCAAGGCUAUGGUUACGAGUUAUCAAUUAAAAAUUUAGAAUAUAAAGUUAUGGAUGAUUCUGCAAUUAAAAAAGAUAUUAUAACUGAUAGUGGUAAAUCAAAAACUGUUAUUAGUAUUCCAAAUGAAGAUGUUAGUGGUUUUAAUUUCCAUAAAUUACAAAAAAGAAAGCCAGAUUUAACCUCAAAACUAUCAACAUUUAGAUCAUAUUUAUUAGCCAAAAGCCAAGAAGCCAAAGAACUUAAAGUCUGGGAAUUAAAAGAUUUGGGUAUUCAAAGUGCUCAAAAGAUUAUAUCAUCAAAUGAUCCAUUUAGAACAUUAAAAACAAUUUCUCAAAAACUCCCAACAAUUUCAUCUUACAUUUCAAAAACUGCAGUUAAUGAAACCCUCAAAAAACAAAUUGAAGCAAACCAAAAAUCAAUUCCAGUUACCGAAACUAUUCUUUUAUUAAAUGGUCGUUCUGUUAACGUAGAUGACUUAAAUCCAUUCGAUCUUACAAAUAUCAUCCAACAAGAAUAUGAAUCCGCCUCAACCAUUCAAUCAGUUGGUCCAAUUUCUUUAGAAACUGUUAAUCAAAUCAUUGCUCAAAGUUCAGACGUAACACCAAUUCGUAUUAAAUUUUACCCAAACAAUGAGGAAGAGGCACAAGCUGUUGGUAAACAUAUUAUUUUCCCAUUAAAUAGUUUAGAAAUGGACUAUACCUAUAAUUCUUGGGAAAACUCAUUAAAUUCAUUAAGUAAAGAAUCAACCGAACCAACAGACAUCUUUUUCAGAAAGAAUCUUUUAACUACCGUUAUUGUUUUAGACUGGAACGAAUUAAACACCCUCUCAAUUUUACCAGAACUUCAAUCAAUGAUUCAAUCAAAUAUUCCAACUAGAUUUGCCAUUGUGUUUAACACAAACAAAAAUAGUGUAAGAGCUCGUUAUUUAAGAGAAAAUGGAUAUGUCUCUGGUGAAGAAAUUGCAAAAGUCUUUUUAGGCUUUAAAAACUCAAAUAUUGGUAACCGUGGUGCCAUCUUUUUCAUCAAUGCCCUCAACUACUUCAAGAAAGCAUAUACUCCAAGUGAAGAUGGCGUCACCCGUUCAGUUUUACAAUCUGCUUUUAAUGCUGUCAUAAAUCAAAUGCAUUCAAAUUUCAGAUCACUUAACCAAGGACUCCAAUCGGAUGAAUACAAUAAUUUAUUAAAAGCAUCAAACCUAUUUAUCGAAAGAAUGUCCCUCAAUUCAUUCCCACAGGUAUUUUUAAAUGGUAUUCCAAUUGAAUUCACCUCUCCAGAACAAUUUUCAUCACAACUUUUAGUUUCUCUCUAUGAUGAAUUUGAACGUCUUAAACCACUCUAUAAACAAGGAAUUAUCGUUGAUACACCAAAUAGCUAUGCUUCCUCAUUCCAAUUAUACAAAACUAUCACUUUAGAUACCGAUUACUGGAGUGAAAACAAUAUCCCAACUCUUGAAAAAUAUAGUCCAAUUUUAUUCUCUUCAAACUAUAGUUACUUUAUCACAAACUCAAAGAAUCAACUUAAAGAAGUAGAAGCUCAAAAUGUUUUAAAGAAACAGCUUUUCUUUAUUCAAGAUAAAGAGAUAGACACCGAAGAAGAUCCAGAAAAAGAAAAAACAGUUACAAUUGAAGUUGUUGGUGAUUUUGAUCAAUAUAACACAAGAGAAGUUUCAUUAUAUUUAUUAAAAGAAAUCUCCUCAUCAGAAUCAUACAAAAAUGCUAGAGCUGCAUUCAUUUCAAACCCAUCAAAUCAAGAAACUUUAACAUCAUCAUCUCAAAACACAUUAGGCAAAUUGGUUUCAAUUUUAAAACAUUAUAAAAAAGAAGUCACCAACGAUAUUAUGAUCAAACUCUUUGAAGAUAUUCAAUCAGAUGUUGCUAAAUACGACUCAAUUAAAACAUUAAAAGAAUUAAUUGAAUCUUAUAAACUUCCAAUUCCCCUUAGUGAUAUCUGGGUUAGUCAAGCCGAUAACCUUUUCAAACAAGCUGCCAAAACCUCAAGAGAAUAUUUAAAUCUUCAAAGCACCAAUAAACUCCCAGUUUCAAUUUUAGUAAAUGGUAAAAUCAUCACCCCACCACAAUACGAAAAUGUCGAAAGCUUCUUCAAAGACUUUAACUUGGCUUUAUUCAUGGAAUCAAAGAAAGCAAAUGAUAUUUUAAAUCUCUUAAAAGAAGACUCACUCUUAACUGGUAAAUCUAUCAACUAUAGCGAUUUGAUUAAUAAAAUUAGCUCAUUAAUUGGAUAUCAUUAUAAAGGAUCAUCAAUCAUCAGAAAGAGAAUUCCAAGCUCAAUUUCCACCUCAUUCACCUAUUCACCAUCAAAUAAUAAUGCUGCUGCAAGUUCACCAUUAAAAUUCUUUUUAGUCAUCAAUCCAUUCAAUAAGGUUUCACAAAAACUAAUACCAAUGAUUCAAGAAUUUUCAAAUAAACUAAACAUUGCAGUAGAUGUAGUAUUAAAUCCACCAGUAUCAGUAUCAGAAAUGCCAUUAAAAACCUUCUAUACAUAUGUUAUUAAACUAGACAAUGAAUUUAGUGAAGAAACAGGUCAACUUAUUAAUCAACCAUUAGGAGUUACAUCAAAUAUUCCAGAGGAUCGUGUUUUAACAUUAGCCUUAGAUGCCCCAUCAAGUUGGUUGGUACAACCAAUCAUCGCCAAAUACGAUCUUGAUAAUAUUCGUUUGAAGGAUUUAGGCGAAGAACAAGUCCUAUAUGCUGUUUUUGAAUUGGAAAAUAUUGUUAUUGAAGGUAGCUGCAAUGAUGUUAGUACCGAUGCCGCUCCAGCCGGUUUAGAAAUUCUUUUAAAUCCUGUUGCCACUCAAAAUAAAGUUACCCAAGAUACCAUUGUUAUGAACAACUAUGGUUACUAUCAAUUGAAAUCAAACCCAGGUAUUUGGAAAUUAACUUUAGCAAAAGGUAGAUCCUCAGAUAUUAUGAAUAUUGUUGAAGCAAAUGGUGAAAUGGUACCAUACCAUACAGUUGUUAUUGAUAGUUUAUUCCAACCACAAUCAUCCCUCUAUGUUCAACGUAAACAAGGUCAAGAGAGAACUCCAAUCUUACAACCAAUUCAAGAGUAUGAAAAACAAAAAGCUGAAGAGGUAAAGAAUAAAGAGAACGAUUCCAACGGUUUCUUUUCAAAUUUAUUCAAUAAGAAUGAUGAUUCUAAAAAGCAAGUUGCCAAUAAAAAGAAUUUAGAUACAAUUCAUAUCUUCUCUGUAGCAAGUGGUCAUCUCUAUGAAAGAUUCUUAAAGAUUAUGAUGUUAUCAGUCACCAAAAAUACAGAAUCACCAGUUAAAUUCUGGUUCCUUAAAAACUAUCUCUCACCAGGAUUUAAAGAAUUCAUUCCACAAAUGGCUAAAGAGUACGGUUUCGAAUACGAAUUAGUCACAUAUAAAUGGCCAUGGUGGUUACGUAAACAAACAGAAAAACAAAGAAUUAUUUGGAGUUACAAAAUUUUAUUCCUCGAUGUAUUAUUCCCCCUAAAUGUACCAAAAAUUAUUUUUGUUGACGCUGAUCAAGUUGUACGUACUGACAUGAAAGAACUUUGGGAUAUGGAUCUCCGUGGAGCCUCUUUAGGUUACACUCCUUUCUGUGAUUCAAACAAAGAUACUGAAGGUUUUAGAUUCUGGAAACAAGGUUAUUGGAGAUCUCAUCUUGGUGAUCGUCCAUAUCAUAUCUCUGCUCUUUACGUUGUAGAUUUAGUUCGUUUCCGUCGUUUAGCUGCUGGUGAUCAACUUAGGGCUACCUAUGAUCAACUUAGUAAAGACCCAAAUAGUUUAGCAAAUCUUGAUCAAGAUCUUCCAAACUAUUUACAACACUAUGUUAGAAUUCACAGUCUUCCACAAGAAUGGCUUUGGUGUGAAACUUGGUGCAGUCAAGAAUCAAAAGCAAAAGCUAAAACAAUCGAUCUUUGUAAUAAUCCUCUCACCAAAACUCCAAAACUCGAAAAUGCUGUAAGAAUUAUUGACGAAUGGACCAGCUUGGAUAACGAAGCAAAAGAAUUUGAGUCGAAAAUAGAAAAACUAAAAGAAAAAGAAGUUGCAAAUCACCAUAAUGAAGAUGAUCAUAGUAAUUUAAUAAAUAACUAUGCACAAAAUGAAAAUGUAGAAAAUAUUUUAUCAAAAUUAGACGAUGCUCAAAAAGAUUUCUUCUAA